AAGCAGACGUGGAUCAGCACUGUUUGAUGCUAUGCCUAUACUAUAGCUUGCAAAUAGGCAAAAGCCAUUGUUGUGCCAAACGUCUAACUUGAAGUUGCUUUGCUUCAUUGAAGUUAGGUAGACAAAGAUAUUACCGUGAACAAGAAUUCUUGUAUCACAUAUUGUGGAGUUCUGGGGCAGAAGGGAGGAACGUGGCUAGCGUAUUGAGCAGUGGGUACGGUCUGCUUUUGUCCCAUGAUAUGGAGAACCCCAUGACUUCAACAAGUUAACUAAAAUCAGUCUAUUUCAGUUAUAGGUAGGUCGUUGCAAAAGGAGGAGAGCCUAAUGCAGUCAGACAAUCAGUGGCCUGGGCAGCAUUGCCAGGCACCUUUUUGGGCAUACAUCCUGGGCGCAUUGGGACUUUUUAUCUACCAGUCUCUGGAUGCCAUUGAUGGGAAGCAAGCCAGAAGAACAAACAGCUGCUCUCCUCUAGGAGAGCUCUUUGAUCAUGGUUGCGACUCAAUUUCCACAGUUUUUGUUGUCCUGGGAUCCUGCAUAGCAAUCCGACUAGGAACAAACCCUGACUGGCUGUUUUUCUGUUGUUUUGUGGGACUGUUCAUGUUUUAUUCGGCUCACUGGCAGACAUAUGUAUCAGGCAUAUUAAGGUUUGGAAAAGUUGAUGUAACUGAAGUUCAGAUAGCCAUAACGGUGUUGCUAUUGGUAUCUGCAUUUGGUGGAACAGCAAUAUGGGACUAUAAGGUGCAUUUGAUAGGCCUAGAACUGAAGUUCUUUGCGGUUGCUGGCAUUCUGUGUGGAACAGCGGUUUCAUGUUUCAAUUACUUCCGCGUCAUCUUUGGUGGAGGGGUUGGAAAGAAUGGAUCUACAAUAGCAGGAACGAGUGUUCUUUCACCAGGCGUCCACAUUGGGCUACUCGUCACGCUGGCCACCGUGAUCUACAAAAAAUCUACAAUUCAGCUGUUCGAAAAACAUCCGUGCCUGUAUGUCUUGACAUUUGGAUUUGUGAAUGCUAAAAUCUCACAGAAGUUAGUGGUGGCUCACAUGACAAAAAGUGAAAUCAGUCUUCAAGACACUGCAUUUAUUGGGCCAGGACUUCUCUUUUUGGACCAGUACUUCAAUAGUUUCAUCGAUGAAUAUAUUGUUCUAUGGAUAGCAUUGUUCAUAUCCUUGUUUGAUAUGCUGAGAUAUGCCACUGGUGUAUGCCUACAGAUUGCUGCUCAUCUCCAUAUACAUGUCUUCCGAAUUUCAUCUCAUCAAGCUCCUGAACAGGUACAAGUUGUUUCUCCAUUGAGCCAUCAGAAUAACAUGGACUGAAGAGACUUGCGAACAGUUGCCAUCUCCUGCUGUUGCUGUUACAAGAAAAGGAGAUAAUUCUGAACAGAUGCCAUACCAAUAUGAUUCCUUUAUCUAAUUAAAUGAAUGUCUAACGACUUCUUUACAGAAUGUUCUAUUUUUGUAUUUAACAAGGUUCUUUAUAACUACUGAUACUUACAGUGUCCAUCAUAAUCUUCUUCUGUAGCAAAGCCAUUUCUUUGCGAAGUUCAUUUUGUGCACCAGCUAGAAGAUUUUCAUUGUUUUUCUCUAGCUCUUCCAUGCUCUGAAGUUAAGGAUAAUCUUAAUUCAGAACUGCUCAAUAUCAGAAGUUUAAUUUGAAAACAGACAAUCCAUUAUUCAGGUGACAGUUCAAUUUUUAUAGCAGUAGUUGUCACUGAGAAUUACAGAUGAAUUUUAUUACGAACUUGAAAAAGAAACUGUAUAGGACUCCAAAGGAAAAGUCCUUUCCAGUCAGCAUCUGUCAGGUCUUAGCUACUAUCCUGCGUUUCAAUAAACAUAAGAAUUUUACAAGUCUAGGAAUUAGAGGGGGUACAGUUUAAUAUUAUGACAGCUUUGAAAACUUGAAGCAACAACUACAGAAAAUGUUACAUUUCCUCCUCUUUGCACACUUCACUCUAAAUAAACUGAGGUAAAGCUCACUGGUUAUCUUCCCUUUUGCUCAUACAGUUACGCCUAACUGCAUGUGCAUAGCUGCAUUUGCCUUGACAUGUAAAGUUAAGUUUAUCUGAGGCUUGACUUUUACCUUUUGAUCUUCUCUGAGGAGAAAAUGGCAGGUUUGGUUUUUUUUUUUUCUUUUUUUUAUCUUCGAUGAAGAUGUUUUGACUUUUUAAAAUGGUUAUUAUUUAUUAAGAUUUCUGUAAUGUUCUGUAAUGGAAACUUCAGCUAUCUUAAACUAUGCAUUGCUCUAUAUCAAAUUGAUUUUUCAAAGCUGCCUGACUUGCAAAAAAAAGAACAUACCAUAACUAGUGAAUUUCAAAAUGGGACAGUUAGGAAAGGGCUGAAAGGGAGAGGAACUGGGACUGUUCAGCCUGGAGAAAAGGAGCUCUAAGGGAUCCCAUCAGACUCUAUAUGUAACUGAGGGGAAAGGUGGGGAAGACAGAACCAGGCUUUUUUCAGUGGCGUCCAGAAACAGGGCAGGAGGCCAUGGUCUGGAACACAAGAGGUUCCCUCUCAACAUCAGGAGACACUUCUUCAUUGACUGGGUGACUGAGCAAUGGAACAGGUUGUCCAGAGGAGCUCUGGAGUCACCAUCUUUGGAGAUAAUCAAAAGACUUAAGUAGUCUUGCUAGAUCAGCUGCUGGUUAGAACAGAUGACUUUCAGCGAUCCUUUCCAACUUCAACCACUCUGGUUCUAAGAUACCUUGCUUCUGUGCUCCUUACAAAACCAAGCACUCAGGUAUUUUCAUUUUCCCCUUACAGCUUCCUCAUUUCUAGUAACUUAGAAAUAUUGCUUGGAGGAAAUUCUGGGAAUAAAGUGUUUUGUUCUAAAUGUAAAAUGAUAGGAAAGAAACUUUUUUUUUUAAUUUAUUAAAAGCCAAACUGAGUAAUAGUUAUCAGUAAUUUUUUGUUUGCUGUCUAGCAUGUCAGCCACUUUUUAAAAAUAGGCUGAUCAUUAUUUCUGGUCUUUAAAAUACAGUAAGCUACGUAAGCAGUGUCCAAAAAUUAUAGGGACUGCCAGCAAAUACAAAAGCUAUUCAUAAAUCAACAGGAAAGUUCAACAGGACUGAGCACAAACCAUCCUGUGGGACCUAUUUUCACCAUAAGCCAUUAUUUGUCAGAUUCUUAGAAAAUAUUUACUUUUUCUACUAGCGUAUAGGAAGGAAAACCCUUUCUAAUCAGUGUUGGUUAGGAAGCAAAGAUGAAAAGGAAGAAAUAACAAAAAAGAGAGCAAAGGAAGCAAUAAUUACAUAAUUUUAAAAGAAUUAGAACUCUUUAACAGGCGUUUUCCUUGCCAAAAACAGCAGACACUAGGAAGGUUAAUGACUAAAAAAAAAUUUACAUCUAGUUCUCAUUAUGGGGAAUGCAUGUGCCGCAGUAAUAGUUGUAGUAAAUUACAUUAUGAAAUGUUAACAGAUUGCUAACUUCCACUUUUUUCAACACGUUCAAAAAACCUGAGGGACAAUUGAGACUGAGUCCUGUUGAUUUGACUAAUCUACAUCCUGUUUAAACUGGUGCAAAACUGAAUUUGGUUUAGAAAGCACGCUCUAGGGGUUACAGUUAAAUAUUUGGAACAGGAAAGCCAAUCAGACCCCUGCAAGAACACACUUAACUAAAGCAUUUAUAUACAGGCACAGUGUGUACGCGUGUUUAGAAAGCAGACGUCAUAUUUUUAAACAAAUAAAGAAACAGUACUAACUAGCAUGAAUAUUCAUGCUAAGCUGUUGUUUUCCUUAAGUGAACCAUACAUUUCUGUAUUUCACAAAGGCUGGAUUACUACAGUUUUCCCAAGUGAUGCAAUAAGGAUCAGCUGCCUUCUAAAAUAAAAAUUUACUGUACCUUUAAGAAUUGCUCAUAUAGUUGCUUAAUAGUUUUCAGUCUCUGACUUUGAACUAUUCUUGCCUGUUGAAAAACUUUUUGUUGCUGACGAAACAUAUUCUGAAGGAGAAGAAAAAAAAUUAAUGCUAUUAGUUGACCAAAAGUACUUUGACAGCAACACUGGUUAUCAUUUAUCAAAAUCAAAAGGUUCUGCCUUCACUGACAAUCUGGGUCAUAGAACUGAGAUCCCUGCCUGGAGAGUUAUCCUUGAUUUCAUUAAUAAAAGGACUGAAGACUGGAUUAAGGACUGAACCAUCACCUGAGGGCCCUUCCAACCUGAAGUACCUCUGUGGCAUCCUAUGAGAACAGCUAGCCAACACAGUAUUUGAGAGUAUUCCAGAGAGAUGUGCGGAACUUGCAAACAUAGCAGGAGUAUGAAUUCAUCAGUAUUAUGUGAUUACAUUCCACUGUCUCCUUUAAUGGUGAAAUAAUUCUCAUAGAUUUAUUGAAUGAAGGCACAUUUUUAAGCAAUGCAUGCUUAGAGACAGCUACUUUCCUGUACUCCUUUGUUCUUCCCAUGCAAAGUCUGUGCAUGCACAGAAUCAGCACAUCUGUUUCUUCUCUGGAAUCACCUUGGCUUUUCUCAAGCCAUAUACGUUGGCCUAGGGCUUCAUUUAUUCCCAUUCAUAAACCUGCAAUAAAGUACUUCACUUUUCUUCACUUUGAAAUACAUCCCAAAAUUUAAACAUUUCACCAAACCUGAAUGAAAUUCUUAAGAGUUACAUGUUUGUCUGAACUAAAUAAAGUAUUUUUGCAUUUCUA
Numida meleagris (helmeted guineafowl) is the source of this 4629-nucleotide messenger RNA. RefSeq names its product choline phosphotransferase 1 (gene CHPT1). Gene Ontology annotation, molecular function: diacylglycerol cholinephosphotransferase activity; ethanolaminephosphotransferase activity. Bases 325 to 1311 code for a protein of 328 amino acids. The record is from RefSeq and is a predicted model, not a curated record. Gene Ontology annotation, biological process: phosphatidylethanolamine biosynthetic process. NCBI's taxonomy places the organism in Eukaryota, Metazoa, Chordata, Aves, Galliformes, Numididae. The transcript is spliced from 9 exons. Gene Ontology annotation, cellular component: endoplasmic reticulum membrane; Golgi apparatus.